AUGCGGGUGGUCUCUAAUCGGGUGCCUCAAAAUCAUCAAGAUAGAGAGGAGGAGAAACUCCGAUCAUUCUGGGAGAAGCAGUUACUUAAUAUUCAAAUUGCUGAAGCAUUUAAGAGCCAGCAAAAGUUGCCGCUAGCUAGAAUCAGAAGGAUGAUGAAAUCAGAGCCCGGAGUUCAGAUGAUCAGUUCUGAAAUCCCCAUGCUGAUGUCAAAAGCAUGUGAGAUUUUCAUUCAGGAGCUCACUUUUCGUGCUUGGAUGCAUGCUGAAAAGAACAACAAGAGUAUUGUGCAGCCUUGUGACGUUGCCAAAGUUAUCAUGCAAACUGAUACCAUGAAUUUCCUCACUGAGAUUAUUCCAAACAACCUCGGCGAUUUCAGUGUUUUUGAUGCCAAGGUAUCUUCAUUCUUUUCUUCUUCUUUCGUUUCCAGUUACACCUUCCACAUUCAUUCAAUGACUUCCUUAAUUUACCAUCUAUGAGAGUGUAUCAAUAUUAAGCUAAAUAAAACUAUCCUUGUGCUAGUUGUCACUCUGUUUGA
This is a messenger RNA of Glycine soja, 536 nucleotides long. Its product is annotated as nuclear transcription factor Y subunit C-2-like. Gene Ontology annotation, cellular component: nucleus. Gene Ontology annotation, biological process: regulation of DNA-templated transcription. The record is from RefSeq and is a predicted model, not a curated record. Gene Ontology annotation, molecular function: DNA-binding transcription activator activity, RNA polymerase II-specific; protein heterodimerization activity. Bases 1 to 477 code for a protein of 158 amino acids. The transcript has 4 exons. Lineage: Eukaryota; Viridiplantae; Streptophyta; Magnoliopsida; Fabales; Fabaceae.